Messenger RNA from Paramisgurnus dabryanus, 7244 nucleotides. It is a transcript of the gene cacna1hb, whose product is annotated as calcium channel, voltage-dependent, T type, alpha 1H subunit b. Gene Ontology annotation, biological process: calcium ion import across plasma membrane. Gene Ontology annotation, cellular component: membrane; voltage-gated calcium channel complex. Gene Ontology annotation, molecular function: high voltage-gated calcium channel activity. NCBI's taxonomy places the organism in Eukaryota, Metazoa, Chordata, Actinopteri, Cypriniformes, Cobitidae. The record is from RefSeq and is a predicted model, not a curated record.
CUGCACAUGGUUUGAGCGCAUCAGCAUGCUGGUGAUCCUGCUCAACUGCGUUACGCUCGGCAUGUUUCAGCCUUGCCAGGAUCUGGAGUGCCACUCGGACAGGUGCAGCAUCCUGCAGGCAUUCGAUGACUUCAUAUUUGCGUUCUUUGCCGUGGAGAUGGUGAUUAAAAUGGUGGCCCUGGGGGUGUUCGGUCCGAAAUGUUACCUUGGUGAUACCUGGAACCGCCUUGACCUCUUCAUCGUCAUGGCUGGGAUGUUGGAGUAUUCUUUAGACGGACACAACGUCAGUUUCUCCGCCAUCAGAACCGUGCGGGUUCUCCGACCGUUACGAGCCAUCAACAGAGUUCCCAGUAUGCGUAUUCUGGUGACCCUAUUGUUGGAUACUCUGCCCAUGCUAGGAAACGUCUUGCUGCUUUGUUUCUUUGUUUUCUUUAUAUUCGGGAUUGUGGGAGUGCAGUUGUGGGCGGGGCUUCUUCGUAACCGCUGCUUCCUCGACAGCAACAUUAGAACGCUGUAUAAUGUGUCUGAGUCUCUAAACGAAUACUACAAACCGGAUGAGUCGGAGGACGUUCCCUUCAUUUGCUCGACUGCUCGGGAGAACGGAAUGCUGCACUGCUCCAGUAUCCCGCAGCGCAGGGAGGGGGGAGCUCGAUGUGAACUCAGUGCCGAUAAUGUCACGGAUUAUGUUUUCAAACAGACCUUUCAUCAUGCAUGUGUGAACUGGAACAUGUAUUACAGCAACUGCAAAGCAAGUGAACACAAUCCACAUAACGGGGCCAUCAACUUCGACAACAUUGGAUAUGCAUGGAUUGCCAUUUUUCAGGUUAUUACGUUGGAAGGAUGGGUGGAUAUCAUGUAUUAUGUAAUGGAUGCACAUUCCUUUUACAACUUUAUCUAUUUCAUCUUCCUUAUCAUUGUAGGCUCCUUCUUCAUGAUCAACCUGUGCCUGGUUGUCAUAGCAACACAGUUCUCCGAAACCAAACAACGGGAGAACCAGCUGAUGAAGGAGCAGCGGGCCCGUUUCCGUAGCAACGAGUCCACCAUCGCUAGCUUGGCCGAACCAGGAUCAUGCUACGAAGAGAUGCUUAAAUACCUCGCCCACAUCUGUCGUAAACUUUGUCGGCACGUCACUCGCUUAUACGGUGAAUUGUGCCCGAAGAGGCGAAGGGGCGAUGCCAAUUCCAACAGCUCCUUGACGGGAGGCGGGACUAAUGGAUAUUGGGCUGACAAUGGGACAAAAAUGGGACCGUCCCAAUACUUUAUGACUCAUUGUUAUCAUACUCAUCAUCAUCAUCACAAUUACAUCGGUAAUGGCAUUGAAAUGAAAACCUUUCAUGCUGAUAGAGACACUCAGAAUUGCAAAAAGGGACCAUCCCUUCCACUUACACUGCAGAAUUUGAAGGGUUUAAAGUUCAGUAUGAACUACCCCACCAUAAUGCCCUCCAAACUGUCCUCAAACUCACAUAAUCGCCAAAACAGGACAGGCGGUCCCAAGGGACCAGCAUUGCAUCAUGGACACUAUGGCAGGAAGAUCUCAGUUUGUGGUGGAUUUCAGGAUACCUACAAGCUGCAACACGGUGUGUAUCCUGGCACGUGCUCAAGUGUGUGUGUGGAUGGGAGGGCGGGGAUGGCAUCAUCUGAACUGUCUUCCUGCCCGAUUUGCGCUCAGGAAGGUGAUGGUGUCAACUGUGAUUCCAACGGUGAAUCGGACCCGGAGAAACAGGGGCCAGAUGUCGGCACAGAACAGAGCAGAUUAAACCAGGACAUGGAAGAAAAGGAGUCUAGGAGACAGAACUGUGUGCUUAUGUGCAUUCAUCAUAUCCGAGUUGUGCUGAAGCGGAUUGUGGAUAGCAAAUACUUCAACAGAGGGAUAAUGAUUGCGAUCCUCAUCAAUACACUCAGCAUGGGUGUAGAGUACCAUGAACAGCCGGAGGAGUUAACAGUCGCGCUGGAGAUCAGUAAUAUUGUCUUCACAAGUUUGUUUGCGUUAGAAAUGGUCUUGAAACUUUCAGCCUGUGGUGUGUUUGACUACAUCAGCAACCCCUACAACAUCUUCGAUGGCAUCAUUGUCAUCAUCAGUGUGUGCGAGCUCGUCGGACAGGCGGAAGGAGGGUUUUCGGUUUUACGGACGUUCCGUUUGCUGAGGGUCCUGAAGCUGGUGCGGUUCCUCCCCGCUCUGCGCCGGCAGCUGGUGGUACUGAUGAAGACUAUGGACAAUGUGGCCACAUUCUGCAUGCUGCUGAUGCUCUUCAUCUUCAUUUUUAGUAUAUUGGGUAUGCAUCUGUUUGGGUGCAAGUUCAGCCGUCUGGAGAAUGGAGACACGGUCUCUGAUCGGAAGAACUUUGAUUCAUUGCUCUGGGCCAUCGUCACUGUGUUCCAGAUCCUGACCCAGGAGGACUGGAAUGUGGUUCUGUAUAACGGUAUGGCCUCCACCUCUCCAUGGGCGGCUCUGUACUUCGUGGCUCUGAUGACUUUUGGGAAUUAUGUCCUCUUCAAUUUAUUGGUUGCCAUCUUAGUAGAAGGCUUCCAGGCUGAGGGUGAUGCCAGCAGGUCUGAUACUGAUGAUAUGUCUUCUGACUAUGAUGAUGAGGACAAACUGAGAGAACUGCUGAACUCAGGAUCAGAAUUGAAAAUGCAGACAUUAAUGCCCAUCUCAAACGGACACCUGGAACCCCGAGCAUCCAUGCCACCUCACAGCAAUGCCACGCCCAGAACCGAAGUGUCACACGUCUACAGCCAAUCACGUCGCAACAGCAAUACCUCCACCGAACCCCAUGACCAGAGAUCCCUGUCGAGUCUUUGGGGAAGCCGUCGCUCCAGUUGGAACAGUCUCGGCCACGCCCCCAGUCUGAUCAGACGUGCCCAGUCAGGGGAGCGCGAGUCGCUGCUUUCAGGGACGGGACAAGACAGCAUGGAUGACAACCAAUCGGAUGAUGGGAAAUCCAGCAGGACUGGCAGUCUGGGCGGAGUCUCGUGUAUGGGGUCAUUUGAUUUAGAUCUCCUGCAGGUUCCACGCCCAUAUAUGGAGUGUAAUGGGAGAUUAGAUGGAGGAUAUCCAUCCUCUCCAAACGUCAUACACCCAGAAUUACCAUCCACACAAGGGGCAGAGGAUGAGGACUUUGAGGAGAGUUGGUGUUUGAUUGUGAAGAGAUUGUUGGAGCCAUAUAAACCUCAGUGGUGUAGAGAUCAUGAGGAUUGGUCCCUUUAUCUCUUUUCCCCUCAUAAUAAGUUUCGUGUCCGCUGUAAGAAGAUCAUCACUCAUAAGAUGUUUGAUCAUAUUGUCCUGUUCUUCAUCUUCUUCAACUGUAUCACAAUUGCUCUAGAGCGACCAGACAUCCAGCCUGACAGCACAGAGCGUGUUUUUCUUAAAGUUUCCAACUACAUCUUCACUCUGAUCUUCGUAGCUGAGAUGACUGUGAAGGUGGUUUCUCUUGGGCUGUAUGCCGGGCCAGGCUCAUACCUGAAGAGCAGUUGGAACGUUCUAGAUGGUUUCCUGGUGUUUGUGUCGAUGGUGGACAUCUUGGUGUCUCUCGCCUCCUCUGGUGGGAACAGAAUCCUGGGAAUCUUAAGAGUUCUUCGCCUGCUCAGGACACUGAGACCCCUCAGGGUCAUAAGCAGGGCGCCUGGACUCAAGCUGGUUGUUGAAACGUUGAUCACAUCUCUCCGACCUAUUGGAAAUAUUGUGCUGAUAUGUUGCGCUUUCUUCAUUGUCUUUGGCAUCCUGGGAGUUCAGCUUUUUAAGGGGAAGUUUUACCACUGUGAAGGCUUUGACACUAGAAAUAUAACUAAUAAAUCGGGGUGCCUGCAGGCUAAAUACAAAUGGGUCCGCAGGAAGUAUAACUUUGAUAACCUGGGUCAGGCUCUUAUGUCAUUGUUUGUCCUGUCGUCUAAGGAUGGGUGGGUCAGCAUCAUGUAUGACGGAUUAGAUGCAGUGGCCGUAGACAUUCAGCCCAUUAAAAAUCACAAUCCUUGGAUGCUUCUGUAUUUCAUCUCCUUCUUGCUGAUCGUCAGCUUCUUCGUGUUGAACAUGUUUGUCGGCGUGGUGGUGGAGAACUUCCACAAGUGCAGACAAGACCAGGAGGAGGAAGAGGCCCGACGAAGGGAGGAGAAGAGGCAGAAACGUAUGGAGAAGAAAAGGAGAAAGGCUCUACAGAGACCAUACUACGCAGACUAUUCCCCCACCCGCCUCUAUAUUCACACACUCUGCACAAGCCAUUAUCUGGACCUCUUCAUCACCAUCAUCAUCGGCAUUAAUGUCCUCACAAUGUCAAUGGAGCACUACAGACAGCCCAAGUAUCUGGAUGAGGGUCUGAAGUACUGUAACUAUUUCUUCACGCUGGUCUUUGUGAUCGAGGCUGCUCUCAAACUGGUUGCCUUCGGGUUCAGGAGGUUCUUUAAGGAGAGGUGGAAUCAGUUGGAUCUCGCCAUUGUUCUUCUGUCCAUCAUGGGAAUUACUCUUGAAGAAAUUGACCUGAAUGCUUCUCUGCCCAUCAACCCCACCAUCAUACGCAUCAUGAGGGUGCUACGUAUUGCCAGAGUGUUGAAGCUGUUGAAGAUGGCCACAGGAAUGAGAUCUCUUCUGGAUACUGUGGUUCAAGCCCUACCACAGGUGGGUAAUCUGGGUCUUCUCUUCAUGCUGCUCUUCUUCAUCUAUGCGGCUCUAGGAGUCGAGCUAUUCGGAAAACUCGAAUGCACUGACGAGAACCCAUGUGAGGGACUGAGCCGACACGCUACGUUUCUAAACUUCGGCAUGGCUUUCCUCACUUUGUUCCGCAUUUCCACCGGCGACAACUGGAAUGGAAUCAUGAAGGAUACCCUGCGGGAAUGUAAAAACGCUGACAAAUGUCUGAGUUAUCUGCCACUUUUGUCACCUCUUUAUUUCGUGACGUUUGUGCUGAUGGCUCAGUUUGUGCUGGUAAAUGUCGUGGUCGCCGUACUCAUGAAACAUUUAGAAGAGAGCAACAAAGAUGCCCGUGAAGAGGCGGAGAUGGAGGCGGAAUUGAAGGAGGAGCUACGGGGCAGCCGACGACAAAGCGUCGCCUCUGUGGGUGGGGCCAUUGGGUUGGAGGGUGCAGCUUUUAAAAUGGAGACUCUUUCAUCAGAGCAGUGCAAAGAUCCCAGUUAUGGUAACUUCCUGACAGUAGAAAGGCCAUCCAUAUCCAGGAUGCUAUCUUUGCCCAAUGACAGUUACAUGCUGUAUCCAGUUAAAGCUGAAUACGGGUCUAUCCAGCAGAGAUUUUCCAAACAAGAUUCAGCCUUACCAGGCUCUUCUCCGUCACUUGGCACGCAGCCCUGUGAAGAUGCUACGCUGAUGGAGGUGCCAGGAACUAUGUCUCAGACAAACUUGGCCUCGGUUCCAGCGCCUCACCUUCUGACUCAAAGAACAAGAAGAUCCACCAAUGCUGUCAGAAUCCUGCGCAGACAGCAAGCAAUAAAGAGCGACUCAAUCGAUUCUGCAAUCCCUGGUUCCAAAGACAGCCUACAAGUUCCAAGCAAGCCUUUUUCUAGCGAAAAUCUUCAACUUAAAGUACCCAGCAUUUCUCUCGCCGGUGGUUCCGCCCCCUGUUCUCCCCAGACUUCCCCCCCUCCACCUCUCCGCAAUCGUCCGGCAAGCGUACGAACAAACAGACAGGUGUACAGUCAAUGCAGCAUCCCGCGCCGCCAGGCUACAAACCUGAACCGAUCUACACAAGCACUUGAAGUAAUGGAUGCAAAUGCACAAACAAACACAGAGGGUUUGGGUGACUCUGAUGACAUAAACUCUUUUCAAAAAGGAGCCCCUAAGCAUCUUUCCCCGUACGCAUCAUCCCUUUUUUGUUCGGAUGCCCAAUCUCAGACCUCAGGGGUUACCCGUCUACAAGAACCCAGUAGUUAUAGUCUAAGAAAAUACAACAGCAUGGAAAAUAACGGCUUUUUGUCGGCCCAAUUUGGCACUCCUCGUCGACACUCCAUGCAUGGGGAGGAGCUAACUCUUCAACAACAGCCAAUAAAGGCACCACAUCCUGGACCUAUACCCAAGAAGGAGAAAAUGAGCCCACCAUGCAUCUCUAUUGACCCGCCCACAGAAGCGAAGUUUCAAUCCCAAACGGUCAGCCAGGAAUGCAGCUCAGUUUUAAGAAGGCGGACCCCGUCGUUUGACUCGGCGUUACCACGCGAGUCAUUAGAUCUUACGGAGGCCCUCCCACAGGACGAACCUCCUUUGUCGAGUCAUUUGCCCCUCCCACAAUUCUCUUUCGAUCAAUCGGACGUAAGUUCUUUGAGCAGUCUGUCGGAACUGCUUUCAGAUAGUGACCAAUCAACGCACUCCCUUCCUCCUGAAGCCCGGUCGGGGUUUACGGGAACCACGGGAGACGCUCAGAGCCCACUCAGGAAGAAGGUCUUGGUCAGAAUGGCCAGCACUAGGGAUCCAGGAAAUGAUGAUUCAGUUGCCUAGGCAACAGGAAGAUACCGUACUUAUGCGUCCGCCUCUUCGCAAAGCAUUUUUAAGGUGGUGUCGGUCGCAGUAUGCAAUGUGUUUCUGAUUGGAACUUGUCUUUUUUUGCCUGAUCAUAUUGAUUAGGGUUUUCAGACUUUUAGUAGUAUUCAUUACAGACAUAGAUAUUGUGAAGUUUUGUGUGACAUCAACCCUGUUUGAAUCCUCAAUCCAAUCAAGAUAUACAAUUAAUGCACAUAACAGUGCGAUUUUAACCCUCAUGUUCUGUUUGGGGUCUGGAAGAAGACCUUGUUUAUAGUAAUGGCUCUAAAAACUAAAAAUAAUACAAAUCUGGCAUUUUUCACCAUCAUGUUGCACCACCUUUUUAUGCUGUUGUUAUUUAUUAAAGGCGACAUAUCAUCAAAAUCUGACUUUUUCCAUGUUUAAGUGCCAUUAUUGGGUCCCCAGUGCUUCUAUCGAACUAGAAAAUGUGAAAAGAUCAAACCAGUAACUUAGUUUUGGUAAACCAUUCUGUGCAAGCAUGAAAAAAUAGGUCAUUGAAAUGUGGCUAUCCUUGUGAUGUCAGAAGGGGAUCUUAUUAUAAUAAUACCCCCCCCCCCCUAAUGUGCACUAUCAUACCACGGCACUGCCAUUGAAAGAGAUCGAGAAAGAGAGAGGUUGAAAAUUGAUGACAGCACAAUUGAGUUUCAAUUUCAACAAAUCAGUGUUUGCAUUUCACCAUCUCAUUUGCAUUUAAAAAGACCCCCACACCUAUAAAGUGGCAAUUUUAACAUGCUAUAAUAAACUAUCUACAUCAGGGAUGGGCAACUUC